UGGACUGUUGCACUUCCUGACUCCUUGGCUUGGUCAUGGUCACCAGUUCUACCCACAAUGCCUGUGUUUUACUCACCGGUUCCCGAGAACCUGCAGAUGGGUCUGGCCUAUAUGGGAGGCUCUGUGUUCACCAACAACAGGACGGCAGACAGCGACUUCAGCAGGGAGCAGGAGGACACCUCUGUGGUCAACGAGUUGGCCUCCCACCUCCCCCUGCAGAUGCUGCUGUAUUUCAACAUGUUUUAUUUUCCCUGUUGGUGGUUUUCUGCUGUUUUCAUGCUGGAAGUAAAGUUCUAUUAUCUUCCCGGGUAUUACCAGGCUCUGCUCAUAACCGGAAUGAUCCUCCUCACGGUCAUUGAAGUGGUCCGACUUUAUCUGGGUUACAUUGGUAACCUUAAAGAAAAGGUGCCAGAGCUGGCAGCCUUCUGGCUCCUGUCUUUCAUGUUCCAGCUGCCAGUGCUGCUGUUCUUCCUGACCGAUGAAGGAAUUAUCAUCCUGCCUCUAGAGAGGGCUGUUCACUCCCUCUACCUCCUCUUCCUGCUUGCCCAGAUCCUGGCCUCCUUCUUGGCACUCAGGACCAUGACCCGGAAGCUCACCCUGCUCUUCCAUCUGCGCCAGUUUGGCAAGGUGGAGAGCUUGCGCCAUGCAGGCAUGAGCCCUGUCUAUGGGCUGCCCUACCACCGCAGCGUACUACCCAUGUCACCCACCCAUGAUAUGUACCAUUAAAGUAAAUCCAUUUUCUAUCAGCCCUACACAUUAAGAUAUUUUCAUAUUAGAUAUGUUUAAUUUACUGUAUUUUGUUUACUAAAGGUGCAUUAUGUGCUGAAUGCCUGAGAAUGAAUGGCAGUU
Messenger RNA from Scatophagus argus, 849 nucleotides. Its product is annotated as transmembrane protein 17A. Gene Ontology annotation, cellular component: ciliary transition zone. The transcript has 4 exons. Gene Ontology annotation, biological process: non-motile cilium assembly. NCBI's taxonomy places the organism in Eukaryota, Metazoa, Chordata, Actinopteri, Scatophagidae. The record is from RefSeq and is a predicted model, not a curated record. The coding region runs from base 58 to 726 and encodes 222 amino acids.